Messenger RNA from Beta vulgaris subsp. vulgaris (sugar beet), 6830 nucleotides. RefSeq lists its product as uncharacterized. Gene Ontology annotation, cellular component: nucleolus. NCBI's taxonomy places the organism in Eukaryota, Viridiplantae, Streptophyta, Magnoliopsida, Caryophyllales, Amaranthaceae. The record is from RefSeq and is a predicted model, not a curated record. Gene Ontology annotation, biological process: ribosome biogenesis.
UUCUAAAACCCUGUAAAACCCUUCCCACCUCUAAACAAGUUGUUGCAACCCUCUUUCAUGGCGGGCUCAGCAGCUAGAAAAAACGAAACCAUGAAAAAGAAGAACAAGAGGAAACUCGCAAAUUCCCAAGAUACACCAAAACCCUUAAAAACAGCUCGCAAGUUAAACAAUACUCCUAAAAAUGAAAAAGAAGAAAGAUGUGCCGUUGAAGAGGCUGAAACGCUGGAAAACAUGGAAGUAAAGGAAGAAAUUUCCAUGGAAAAAGAAGGGAAGCGUCAAUGGAGGAACUUAAACCUUGUUUUGGCAAUCCAAAACAAACAAAUGAAUACCCACAAGAAGGUAGAGUUGAUCUUUGAGUUUUUCGAUUCGAGGGCGGAUAAAGGAGAUAAUGACACGGAGGAGUUCAACACCUUGAGUAUUUCAAGAUUAAUAACAUACACUAGUAAUUGGAUUCAGUCCUUGUUGAUUUCCUCUGAAAAGAAAAUUAGGGCUGGAGAUAUGGAGUCUGAGGAGUCACAGUUUUUGUUGGAUAGUAGAUGCUGGGAGAUACUGAGAGUUUGCCUGAAGGAGUCUGAAGGACUAAAUCUAUCGUUGAGCUUAUCGCGAGACCUAUUAAGGGUCAUUUCAUGUGUGGCCAGGAGUGUGCUGUGUUCAUCUAAUUUUGUAGAUAUUAAAGGAAUCACUUCUACUCCUGUUGAAUUUCAACUAUUCAAUACUGUGAAUGACUGCAUAAAGUUGCUAUUUUCUUCCCAUGGCCGAUUGUUGAAUGAAAAUCUGGAUUUGUGGGCAGUGGCUGUUAGCUCACUGCUUGAACUUGUAAUCAGAGUUUAUACUGAUAAUCUUCAAGAUAGUAAUGUGCAAAACUUGGUCACAGAAUUUUCAUGUUUGGUGCUUGAGCCGUUCUCCAAGUUCCUGAGGCUGCACCCUUGUCGCAAGAAUGGAUUUCGUGAUUUUGUAGAUAAACUUGUUGAACCACUGUUGAAUCUGCUAGGUUUGUUGCAAGAUCAGACCAGGGACGAAAAACCUGUUUUGGUGCAAAAUUUGGUGCAAAAUUUGUACAAGUUGGUAGAGGAGAUUCUGUCUUAUGGAUUGUUUCAUUCAGUCCACCUUGAAGAAUAUCUCAGCUUACACAUCACAGAUAAGUACAGUUCUUCAACUGAUCACAGUUUGGAAAAUGCUAAAACAAUCAUCAAAAGUUAUCACAGACACCUUUUUGACAAAGUGGAAAAACUUGUUUCUGAGAGAAAGACACAAGCUUUGUCUGGUAUAGGAGAAUUGUUACGCUUGUUUGUUGUUAGCGUGAAAAAACUGAAGAAGGAUUCACAAGAUGCAAUAAAUUUGACCUCAGAGAAGAGCCUUACCUCUGUGACUCCUGCCUCAGAAAUAAGAAAGUCAUUUUUUGAUUUCUUUGUGCUCACAAUGGAGCCGUUGUUGCUUGAUCUGAAGAAGCAUAUGCAGUCGGACAUUCAACCUGGAACUUCCUUACUGAAUGUUUACUACACUCUUAGAUCCAUGAAUAAGAUAUUGUCUAGCAUGGUCUACGAAAGAGCCUAUUUAAGAAUGGAGGAUAAUUCUGGAGGAGCCUGUCUGAAUUUUUUCAAGAUAAGUUAUGGUCUACUGAUGUCGUGUUAUGCCAAAUUUAAUCAACUCUGGCUGUCAACAUGGAGUAAUGAUAGUUUUGAGCAAGUUGAAAUGUUGAAUCUAAUGGCCAAAGAGUUCAUUCUCAUAGUUGGAAACUUCCUGGAAAUCGAGUAUGAAGUCAUUGGUGAUGACUUGGGUAGCAUAUGGCUUAUGAUUCUCACCUGUUUAACAUUAGCACAUUCUUCAAAGGAUGUAUCAGAGCUGGUUUCAAAGACAAUUGACCUUGGAUGCCGAGUGGUUAACCUUUACAGUGAGCUACGCCAGGUGGAUCGUGCUGUUUUUGCACUAUGUAAAGCACUCAGACAUCUAUCAUUUUAUCAAGGAGAAGGUGAAAUGAAUUAUUAUGAACUGUCAUCAAUCAACUCCUCUCUUCAUUAUCAUAGAUUUGCCAAGUCAGGUUGUUUGCUAUUAUAUUCUCAAAAGUUUAGGCUGGCUGUUUGUAAUGUGAUUAAAUCUCUACCUGAAGGGCAGGCUCUUGAUUUUAUUCAAACUCUAUCUGUUGACAUUUUUGAUUGCCUGGAGUGGAUGAAAGUUGGAUGUUCUGCGAUGGAUGAACUUGAACUUGCAGAUUCCUACUCCUGUAGAUUCAGUGCCCAAGCAAAACUUUUGGGUAUGGUUUUAUCUGAACUUUAUGCGCUGGUUCUAGAUUCUCUUUCAGUUUCUUCUGGUUACAGUUAUCGUAUGGGGGAAUCUAUCCAAGAACUGAUUUUGAUGCUACGUCCCAGCAUGAGGCAUUUAACUACUCUAGAGCAGGAUGGUCCUGAUGAAUUUUUUUCCUCAGUAUUAGGAACAACUCAAAUUAAGAACAUGGAAUGCAAAAAUGACUUACUGGAGAAUAUUCCCUUGCUUCUUCUGUUCUUCUUUCGUGUAUAUGUAUCCUGUCGAAGCUUAUAUCGCCAAGCACUGAGCCUCAUGCCUCCUGAUUCAUCAACAAAGAUGUCAAAGGUGAUGGCUGACUUUUAUACAGCAUAUUCUGGUGAAAAUUGCAUGAAGAGGACUAAAUUUAAAGAUAAAGGAUAUUUUUCCUGGGUCAAAUCUUCAGCUUCUCUUCUGAGUAUCCUGCAAUUUAUAAAGGAUACUUUGUUCCAUGAAGGUUCAGCAGAUUAUUGCUGCUUAACUUAUGUAAUGCAUAUCAUGGCUUUACAAAGACUUGUUGAUCUAAGUAGGCAAAUUCACUGUGUGGAAUAUAUUUUGCGGAGAAGUGAGUAUAGAAGAAUGGGCAAAUUGACGGAUGGUGAUACUCUAUCAGAUCAAUGCAAAGGCAAAAAAAAGCAAGAGAAAUUAGAAUUUUUUUUGUUGGCUUUGAAGCAAGAAGCAGCUGGUCUAACUGGUUUCAUCAGCGAGUACCUUUCCAAUGUGGAUGAGAAACAAAAGCCUAUCUUUGAUUCAUGGGAUUUGGGUGUCUGUACAGUGAAUGAAAAGACGCUGCCUACUGCAAUCUGGUGGAUUAUUUGCCAAAAUGUAGAUAUAUGGUGCAGUUAUGCUACUAAGAAGAAGCUGAAGUUAUUCCUUUCUCUUUUAAUCCUUAAUUCACUUCCAUGUAUAAGAUCUGAGGAGUUUAAGGAGCUGUCUGGGGAUUAUGCUGGUGAGGCAAUGAAAGUUACCAAGCAUCAAGUUUCACAGGAACUCCUGCAUGACACCAGUUUCUAUGAUCUAAGAUUCGUUUGCAGGCAUAUUGGAUCCAUGAUUUGCCAUGGUUUGAAGAAGUGUAUAUCCCAGUUAUUUAAUGAUUCCACAAACAUCGGUUCAGAACUGGAUUCAUCUGACUGGACCAGUGUGUUGGGCAUGCUUCAGAACUCAGCCUUACAUUUGAAUGACAAGGCGCUUACUUCUUAUUGUGCUCUUAGUGAUCCAGUCAAUGAACGCUGUCACAAAGGAUUAUCAUUCACUUCAACCAAUGUGCAUCUUGCUGCUUGUCGAAGUUUACUGAAUCUUUUGUGCAUGAUGGUGGAGAUCCCAUCAGAAGUCAAAUCUUUCUCAUCUUCUGUGAUAUAUCUAAUCAACUUCGAGAGGCUUAUAAUUGGCAGCUUACGAGAACAUGGGUCACUGCAUGAGCAUCAUGAGUUCCUUGGGCUGUUAGUUUCAUGUCGCAGAUCUUUAAAAUAUCUAUUGAUGGCAUUCUGUGUGGAGAAAUCAGUAGUGUAUAAUUGCAAGAAGGUUCCAAUAUUGUCGGAGGUGCCAUCAUCAAUCCUGUGGUUGUUGGAAUCUGUCAAGUUAGUUAUAACUUGGUGGAAUACCUUGUCAUCACAGCACAAUUAUAGCCAGUUUAAUGAUAUGAUUGUCUCACUGAUUGAUCACACUUCAUAUGUGUUUUUCAACCUAUCCAAGCAUCAAUUUGGUUCAGCAAUUUACUCGAUUGCAAGUCCUAAGAUCGCCGGAAAGUCUGAUUUCGACAGUGAGGGCAAUCAAACAAACAAAACUGAUUGUUCCACGACAAUAUCGUAUGACAUAGAAGCUUGCAAUAGUGUGACUAUGAUAGUUGAAGCAUUGGAGGAGGAGACAAAGAGCUUCCUUAUCUCCCUGAAGGAGGCCUUCAGUAGUGAAGAUAUGGAGUUCGAUGUACUACCACCAGAGCUGAACAAAUUGUCCUCUACAGUAUCAUGCAUACAAGGUACUUUAUGGGGAUUGGAGAGUGCUUUGAAUGAUAUAAUUACAAGGGGUGAUGAAAUGAAAGUAAAAUUGAUGAAGUGUAAGCCCAACAUCAUGGUUAGAGUAGAGAGUUUCAUGGGUAUAUUCAUGGAGCUCUUAGGUAUUUCCUCUCGAAUUUUUCUUCGCAAGAGACACCCAGUAAAAAUUGUGGGUGAUGGCCAAGGGCCACUGAAUUUAGAUGAUGAUAAUCGUGUGCUGGGAACAGAUGCAUCUGUAAUGAUGGGCCAUAAUUAUGGAAGUGAAUCCAAACUUGCAAAUCAAAAAGGAAAUUCAGGAACUGAGAUGAUGACCUUGGCUACAUCUGGUCUUCAAAAUGGUUAUGAUUCUAGUCGAAGGAAAAAAAAGUUAAAAUCAGAUAAUUUACACAGAGUCAUUAAUGGUCUGACGGACUUUGGCUCAUUCGAUUACAACUGUCUUAGGCUUGAUUUGUUGGGCAGCUUCUUCAAUGGUGAAAAUAUGGAUGCAGCAUUUUUCUUGAGAGGGUUACUUAUGGCUUCUUCAGCUAUUGUGAGGCUAAGCAUGCUGAUUGAUUGUUCUACGUUGCCAUCCAACUUAAUACAAAUUUUCCUGGGAUGCUCUAAAGUAUUGCUGACGAAAUUUUCUGAAAUGCUCAACUGUCCAAGUCCAGCUUCUUUUGUUUGGUUGGAUGGCACUGUCAAAUUUGUUGAGGCAAUGGGGAGUGUGUUUACAUCAACUAGUCCUAUUGCAACAAAAGAUGUUUAUGCCAAAUUGGUAGAGUUACACUUAAAGGCUAUUGGAAAAUGCAUUUCUUUACAAGGAAAACGAGCCAAGUUAGCUUCUCAUGUUGAGUCAAAUUCUAAGAUAUAUGCUGAAGAACGAGUUUCUGAAUCAACUGUCAGUGACCCCCUCUAUGGCUUAGACAAUCUCAAGGCUAGGUUGAGGAUUUCUUUCAAAGUUCUCAUUGGGAAACCAUCAGAACCACUCCUUUUAUCUGCUUUGCAAGCUCUAGAGCGAGCACUAGCUGGUCUACAAGAAGGCUUUACGGUGAUCUAUGAGGUGAAGAAUGAAUGCAGUACUGGGGGUAGAGUUUCUUUAAUGGUUGCAGGUGCUGUUGAUUGCUUGGACUUGCUUCUUGAAAUCUAUAAAGGGAAAAAGCAAUUGACUGUGGUUAGAAUGCACAUCAAUAGUAUAUUUGCUUCAUUGUUCAACAUUAUGGUACACCUACAAGGCCCCACAAUAUUCUAUGCAACACCAAGCAAAAUUGCAUUAGAUAAGAAUCCUGACUCAGGAUCUGUAGCAUUGUGCGUUGAGCUAUUGACCAGAAUUGCUGGAAAACGUGCUCAAUAUCACCUGGAUACUCAUCAUAUAGGACAGUUUCUGCACAUACCAGCAACACUUUCCAAAGGUUUUCGCUACACUAGAGCAGGAAAAGCUUCACAAAGUUCCAUAAAAUUGGAUGGAAAAGAGUGCGAGGAACUUGAAAGUCACUUCCUCGUUGACAGGCAGUUCUCAAUGAACAUAUUUGCUGCGUCUUGCCAAUUGUUGUGGACAGUUGUUAAACAUCGCAAGAGUGAGUGUUUACGGUGUAUUGCCCUUCUUCAAAAUUCACUUCAAGUACUCCUCCAUUGUCUGGAGAUUGUAAAUAACGAAUCAGAAGACAGAAAGGCUUACUUUACUUGGGCUGUGGAAGAGGGAGUAAUAUGUGCCAGUUAUCUGAGAAGGGUUUAUGAAGAGAUUGGACAGCAGAAGGAAGUUUUUGGUCAACAUUGCUUUAUGUUCUUAUCAGAUUACAUAUGGCUUUAUUCAGGAUAUGGUCCACUUAGGAGGGGAAUCAACAGGGAAGUAGAUGAAGCCUUAAGGCCAGGUCUCUAUGCUUUGCUAGAUGUUUGCUCAGCAGAUGAUCUUCAGUAUCUUCAUACUGUAUUCGGAGAGGGUCCUUGCCGAAGUACCUUGUCGAGCUUGAAGGAUGAUCACAAACGGCAACAAUAUGAAGGAAAAGUGUGACGAGGAAGACAUCAAAUUGUGUUCUCCUUCUCGGUUUUGAUGGCUGUUCUAUGAUUACUGCUACAAUUUUGAAGCUCUGCAUUAUGGAGAGUGCAGGUGCACCUGCAUACAAAUUUUGUGGUAUUUGGGGUCUGGGACAUCUCAACAAAAUAUAUCAGUGUCACAUUGCUUAUUGAAGUCUUCUUAACAGCACGACGCACAAAUUCAGCAACAAAUUCAGCAGAGACAAUGCUGCUUCGGGAUCAGCAGCUGCAUUUGUCUCGAUGAGGACGAUGCUGGAGAAGAAACUGGUCUUCUUUCAGUCUGACCGUACUAUUUUUGUCAAGCCGAUGUAUUAUUUUUGUCAAGCCAAUGUAUUAUUUUUGUCAAGCCAAUGUAUUAUUUUUGUGAUCUUAACUUCUGAUUUUUAUGAUGCUGGAGAAGAAACUGCUUAUAGAUUUUUUUGUACAGAUUUUUGUAGGUAUUACACCAUUCUAAAGUUUUCUACUUUUGCCUUUUUUGUUUUAAGUAAUGUAUGGUUGGAGAUUUGACAUAAAAAUUGUCUUAUAUGAAAAUUUGUGUUUCUUUUUUUCUUC